UGGUAAAAUGUGGUAAUCAAUAUUUUAGGUUAAUGUACAAAGUCGUCAGUAAACAAUUAUUUUCUUUUCUAAAUAAUUCUUCGUUCUGUCUCGUCGGAAUCGAUCUUGCAGACGAAAUUGUACAAUGGCCAAGUUAACAAGGGAACGCAAACGCAAAUCUGCGAUUAAUGAAGUGGUAACCCGUGUGUACACCAUUAACAUGCACAAGAGACUACUGAACAUUGGUUUCAAAAAGCGGGCUCCUCGUGCAAUCAAAGAAAUCCGCAAGUUUGCCACCCAACAAAUGGGCACACAGGAUGUGCGCAUUGACACUAGGCUAAACAAAUUUGUUUGGUCCAAGGGAAUCAGGAGUGUACCAUUCCGCAUUCGUGUACAAUUGGCUAGGAGACGAAAUGACGAUGAAGACUCACCACACAAGUUGUACACUUUGGUUACCUGGGUUAAUGUACCUACAUUCAAAAAAUUAGGUACAGAAAAUGUUGACGGAACCGAAGAAUAACAUGUAAACACUUUGUCUUUGAUAAUAAAUAAGUAUAAAAUGAUAAACUGUUAAUAA
Sipha flava (yellow sugarcane aphid) is the source of this 556-nucleotide messenger RNA. It is a transcript of the gene RpL31, whose product is annotated as 60S ribosomal protein L31. Gene Ontology annotation, biological process: cytoplasmic translation. The transcript is spliced from 3 exons. NCBI's taxonomy places the organism in Eukaryota, Metazoa, Arthropoda, Insecta, Hemiptera, Aphididae. Gene Ontology annotation, cellular component: ribosome; cytosolic large ribosomal subunit. Bases 125 to 499 code for a protein of 124 amino acids. The record is from RefSeq and is a predicted model, not a curated record. Gene Ontology annotation, molecular function: structural constituent of ribosome.